GCAUUGAUUUGGUCCAAGAUGAGUACAGGACUUCCCAUUGAGAUUACAUCUUCCAUGAAGAGCCAAAGUUAUACCUCAUUCUGUAGGCUGGAUAUUGAUAUUCACAAGAAUGUUCCUCACAUUCAUGUACAUGAAAAACGGGAAAACAAAGAAUGGUGGCAUGGUGCUGAAAUCCAGAUUGUUAUUGAAGGGAACUGGACAACCUACCGAUCCAAAAUAUUGCAUUAUAUGCGACAAAUGGCCGUCAUUACGCCGUAUGCACAAUUCCUUUUCCAAUUCAUAUCAGAUUCUCCAGAGAAAAACGUGAUAAUUAGGUUUGCUAGAAGAACGGACAUAAUGCCUCCAGUUCCUCUUGAGACCAAGUACCAUCCAUCAGCUGUGGAUAUACUUCUUAUCAAACGGCUUAUAACGGAGACAUCAAAACAGACCCUUCUGCAGUUCCUUCAGCAUGAAUUUGUAAACAUUGGGAAGUGUCAUGCAGAGCGUUUAAUCGGGGAGAUGGGUCCCGAUUUUAACCCUAAAAUGCCAGUUAAAUCUCUAACACCACAGCAAAUAGUUCGCAUCCAUCAGUUGUUUCGUCAAGCCAAAUUUGAUGAUCCCAGUGGUGAUAUUCUAAGUCCUGCUGGAGAAUAUAAUCUACGUCUUGGUAUUAUAAAAGAACUGCAUCCAGAUAUGGUUGCUACCUUUUCUGGAAGUGCUCAAGUAUUCGAAGGCCAUCCAUUUAUCGUGGAAGCUGGAGUUAGUGUUGGUGGGAAAGAUGUUAAACAAGGGCUGAAUAUAUUCCGAUUUGCUAAUCGGAUUCCGCUUCUUUUUGAGCAAGGUGCUGAUGUUGUUACCAGGACUGCUUUGAAGAGAAUCAAUUGGAACAGUUACAAGAUAAACCAGACACAAGACAAGAUUGGUGUCUUUGUCAGCAUCGUUAGCACCAAAAUUCCCUUCAAGGGGACUGGGAAGGAGUAUAUCGGAGAUGACAUAAGUGAGAUAGCUUCUGCUGUCAAGACAGCCAUUCAGCAGUGUUGCAAUCAGCUCAAAGCAAAGAUUGUAAAAAGGAUUCAGGCUCGUGAGCAGCAGGAAAGGAAGCGGAAUUUGAGCAAGUAUAUCCCUGAUUCUACUAAUGCUAUAUAUAUCGUCCUAAAAGAGAUGGCAAAUCUGCAUGCGUCAAAAAGGAAACGCUACGGGAAUGACGAAACAGACAUACUAAAACAAGUUUCAGUUAAUUCAAUAACGAAAGAUACAUUGAGAGAAAAGCUUGCUCAGCAUGUUGAAAAGGUGGACUAUGAAAUGGCCUUGGAGUAUGCCACACAGAGCGGAGUGAAUGAAGAACCCCGAGAAGACAUAUACAUAGAGUCACUGGAUGAAGAUAAGAACUUCAUCGACUUCAAAAGCCCCGUAUUUGUUUUCAGACUCUAUCACUAGUUAUUUUCUAGCUGGCUUGUCACAGGAAUGUGUUUUUUUCUGAUAUCAUUUUUCAUUGGUUUGUAUCAAUCUGAAUUAUAGAAAUUUAAAGGUGAACAAGGCCACGACAAUUAUGUGGUGACAUAGGGAGAGAUAAUGUUACUCAUUGCAACGAUGUUUACUGAAUCGUCGUCGCACAUUGUAAAUUUGAGGUCAAAGAUUCAUUUUCCCAUUCUCUGAGUAUGUUAGUGACGACUUUGUAGCUUAAAAGUUUGUCUUUAAGUACCAUUUGUAUGUUGGAAUAU
Messenger RNA from Nicotiana tabacum (common tobacco), 1700 nucleotides. The record is from RefSeq and is a predicted model, not a curated record. NCBI's taxonomy places the organism in Eukaryota, Viridiplantae, Streptophyta, Magnoliopsida, Solanales, Solanaceae.